Perca fluviatilis (European perch) is the source of this 1043-nucleotide messenger RNA. RefSeq names its product intraflagellar transport 22 homolog (Chlamydomonas) (gene ift22). Gene Ontology annotation, molecular function: GTPase activity. The transcript has 5 exons. Gene Ontology annotation, cellular component: endomembrane system. Lineage: Eukaryota; Metazoa; Chordata; Actinopteri; Perciformes; Percidae. Gene Ontology annotation, biological process: intracellular protein transport. The record is from RefSeq and is a predicted model, not a curated record. The coding region runs from base 296 to 859 and encodes 187 amino acids.
GUUUACUCGAGUUUGCUGCCAUGGUAUCUAAAACAAUGUUUGGGUAACCUUAUAUAUAUGUCAAUGGGUUACCUCAAGUUACGAAGAUUAGUAACAGUUUGUACAUUUCAUUGAGUGAAACUCAAAACCCAGCAUAGCAUUGUUCAGAUAUAGCUACACUCAGUUUAAAACGCAGUGUUAUUUAACUUGUUUUGGUGGCGUAACGUACCUUAGCCCUGCCAGAGCUUCUUCAGUCGAAGUUAGCUGGACAGCUAGCUAGCUAGCUAACGUUAGCGUUAAUGUUCGGCGAGUGGAAAUGUUCAAAGCAAAAAUACUCUUUAUUGGACCCACUGAGAGUGGGAAAACAGUUGUUGCUAAUUUUCUCUCAGACACAGCAGCAGAAAAUGUUGGAGGUGAAUACAGACCUACUCAAGGAGUAAGGAUACUGGAAUUUGAAUCGCAACCUGAAGGCAGUGGUGACUAUGCAAAAUGUGAGGUUGAACUUUGGGACUGUUCAGGAGAUUUUAAAUUUGAAUCAUGCUGGCCUGCACUGAUGAAGGAAUCCAGCGGUGUGGUGAUCAUUUUUAAUCCUGACGUUCCAAGUCACCUCAAAGAAAUAGAGACGUGGCAUUCGAUGUUCAUCUCCUCUCAAGGUUUGCAGGACAACCAGUGUUUACUCGUGGCUCACCACAAGCCUGGCAGCGGAGUAGAAGAUGGACGGCUGCAUUUAGCCUCACAUUUGGCCAGACUGCCACUUAUUCACUCCAACCUGGAGGAGGAACCAGAGGAGGUGGGGAAUGCUUUCCGCAGAUACUUGGGAAAUGUUAUAAAUACAAUGUCAGAAAGCCGAGAGCAAGAGGAGAUGUCCAUUAUUACAUAACAGCAAAAUCUAUAAAAUAUGCAGCUUAAUGAAGACAUUUUUUGGCAUCAGCAAUCUCUGUUCAAGUGACAUUCAUCAACAUUUCCCAUUUGUAAAGUUAUUAAUUACACAUCUUUGCUGUCAGCUGUACAUGAAAUCUUCCAAAACCCCUUGCAAUGUUUAAAAAAAUAUAUAUUUUACUACA